AGCAAUCCGAUUAGUGUUUUUUUUUUUUUUAAAGAAGAUGCAAUAAAGAAGCAUUAAAGAAGAGGAAUUAAUUUGGAUAGGGAGGCUCUGUAGGGUAAAACAAUGAACUCUUUGCUUUGAGCACCAACUGGAGAAAUGCAUCUUGCCAGCUGCUAUUUACCCAGAAAACACUGCAUACCAUUUAAUUAGCUAAACAACAGGUGAUUGGCUAAAAAGAGAGAGCAAAGGGGGUGGGUCAUAAAAUUCACUUGAAUUGGAUAAUCAGAUCUAUUACCUCUGCAAGGGAGUUGUACUUGCCAGAAGUCAUUGGUUAAGUAUAUUAGCUCAGUCACCACAAAGUCUGAUUUCACUGGUGCAGAUCUCUGAUAUUUUAAAGCAUCUAGGAGUAGCUGUAUGAGUCCAACACAGAAUAACUCUAAGAGUUCUAAGAUUCUAUGUUAGAACUGUUAUUUAUUCUUAGGUAAGCUGAGGGAUCCAUUCAUGUUUGGUCAAUACAAAUAACACAUAAUCUGCACAUAAUAUUAUAAUAAUAAAUUCAUUAGGAGUCCACAGUAGGCCAGAAAGUGAACGUCUUUGGUGACACUCGUCUCAUAUGACCUGAUCUCAUAACUAUGGUAAAUCUUGAGUUGUUAAGAGCAUCUUUCAAAUCACGUUCCCUCAAAAUAAUCUUACACACUGUGUUAGCCAAACACUGGUGAAAAACCUUCAUCUGCACCUCGGUGCACCAUUUCUAUUUAUCUGUGAUUGAUUUUCUAAGCACACCUUAUGAGUGAUUUUGGCAAUGAUUUAGGGAAGGAAGGUAAGUGUGUUAAAACAAUUCACUCUCAAUAACGUAAAGUAGAUAAUUAGAUCUAAGCUAUUAUUCUUGUCACAGGUUGCACUUUGGCCAGAAGCCUGGAGGUAAGGGAAUUAGCACCAGCAUACUGUUAUAACCUGAGGAGACAGCUGUAGCCUUAUGUUUUAAAGAAUAUAUCUUGUAUAUCACAAACUGAUUACAUGAUUAGGUUUGGUUUGAUUAACACAUAGGCUGAUCAGCCACAACAUUAAAACCACUCACAAGUGAAGUGAAUAACAUUGAUUAUAUUGUUCCAAUAGUGACUGCCGAUGAGUGAGAUACAUUAGGCAGCAAGUGAACAAUCAGGUUUUGAAUUUAAUGUGUUGAAAACAUUUUGGCUUAUGUCCUGGCAUUCAUGUGGUUGUUACUUUGACACAUACUACCUAAAAACUGUUGCAGACCACAUACUUUCCUUUAUGGAAAUGAUUCCCUGAUGGCAGUGGCCUCUUUCAGCAGAAUAAUAGUGGCACAGGACACCUUCAGAGGUUUUGUGAAGUCUACGUCUUAACUAUUCAGAGCUGUUUUGGCAGCAUAAGAGGGACCUACACAAUAGAACUCACAAGGAGUUUACAUGACACCAUUUUCAACCAAAAUUAGAUUUUUUUUAAUGCAUUUUGGCUGUUUAUUUACAUGACAAUGGUGUUUUGGGGGCCGGAAAAUGCUAAUUUUUAAAUAUUGAGUUUCAAAGUGCAAGGUUUUGAAAAUGAACCGUGUAAACUACAAAAAUGCGAAUUUGUGAAAUUUGUCAUGUGCACUUUAAAAAAUUUUGUUUUUCUUUCUUUCUUUUUUUCAACCCAAAUGCUGGGUUCAACCUGUUUGGUCAUUUUAUUGGGUUGUUUUUAAUAUUUCUUACCCAGGUGCCGGGUUAUUUUUAUUAACCCAAAUGCUGGGUUCAACUAGUUGGGUCAUUUUAUUGGGUUAUUUUUAAUAUUUUUUACCCAGGUGCUGGGUAGUUUUUUUUGUAACUAAGUUGCUAGGUCAUUUUUAAUACUGUAUGCUGGGUUAAGCCUGUCUCUGAUGAAACAACCCAGCUGCUGAGUUACAGUCAAAAUAAAGGUUUAUAUACAUUUUAUUUCAUUUAUAACGUCUUUACAGUAACGAGUAAAAGAGUAAAAAAAAAACACAAUUUACAGCACAGUAAAGACUUUAACUUGUCAUGCUUUACUCUUCUGAUUCAAGUUUGAACUCUUCUGAUUGAAGACAAAUUGCACAGAGCAUGAAAGCUUUUACAUUCCCAUGUCCAGGACAGGGCUUGUCAAGAGUCCUUUUGAGUACAUCCAGUCUUAUUUACCAGAACCAUGGAAAAUCAGUGCUUCGGGUCUCUAUUUCUACUGGUCAUUUUUGGUUUACCUUUCAGUGGGCUCACAUUGCUGGUUACAGAUCAACACUAGAAACUUUGUUCCAGUUAGUUAUGAAGUCUGGUAUCCACCGUAUCUUCUCAAAGUCACCUCGUUGACUUUGGGACCUUUUGGGAAGCUAUAGCAGGCAUCUGGGCAUUUUAGGCAAAUUUGGCUCCUCCACAGCAGGAUGGAUGGAAUGAGGGAAACAACUUUUACAUUCCAAAGUCCAGCAGGACAGGGCUAGUGAGAAAUCCUUAUACACAGUAUUGCCUGGUGGGUCCAUGGCAAUAAAAGACACUUGCUUUUUAUUUGUUUUCCUGAAUUGCUUUGGGCUACCAGUCAGUGUGCUUAUGCUGAUGGUCACACCUCUAAAUCUCAUUUUGGGGCACCUGGCUUUCUUUUGGAUUCAUGGUUACAUUCUACUGCUUCCUUGCUGGUUAUAUAGCUCUGGGUCACACAUGUUGUGCCAUUGGAAGCUCUUUUGCUACACUUGGUGGAAAGAAGAUUUCAGGAUAAGUGAAUCUGUUUAGUUGUUUGGGAUUCCAUAUUGUGAGUCCUUUUCAUUUUUGUCUACAGGCCAGGUUUCAUAUUGGUCUCUGUUUGUACUUGAGAUUGUGACCAAAAAAUUAACUUCAAACGCCAUUGGACUGUUCUGUGUGUUUGUUUUGGCUCCCAUGUGCUCCCUGACCUAGUUUUCCCUUGUGUUUCAUUAUGCCCAAAUUUGUUUUUCUUCCUGUUCCUGUUUAAUUUGUUUCAUUCUGUUCACCUGUGUUUCCCUAAUUACCUUGUUUAGUCCUUAGUUCUUAAGCCCAGGGUUUCUUAUGUCUAGUGUUCAGUGUUAAAUGUCAUUUUGUUCCUUCGUGGUGUAUUCCCAUUGGUUUAUUUUUAUUAAAGACUGUUUUGUUUAAAUUUUUUUCUAAUUUUCUCAAUUGUGACAGCAAUAGCAGUCAUAGCUGGUCCAGGUAAUUAGACACUUUGAAUCAGUGGAACAGAAAGGCUCAAACUCAAAAAGGCUAAAACUCUUCAUCCUGAUGGUUUUUGGCUUCUUGUUGAUGAGUCCUUAAUGUCACUGAGCAACACAGAGGUGUACUCAGUAUUUUCUCUGUAGAACUAUUUGCCAGCUGUGUUUUCUAAUUUCUUUUAAAGCUUUUCAGUCCACUGUCUUCAACAAGCCUAAGUUCACAUGGAUCAAUCUCUGUAAUCUCCAUAAAUAUGGGCCAUAUGCUGCUCCUCUACCUUCCUUGGAACAUUUUAUUUUAAAGAAGACCUGACCUGAUCCUUUUUUGUUAAUGCAGACUAGGUAUACAUCACAUUUGGCCUCUAUACUCUUUAAAUAAAUAGAGCAUGUGUAGAUUAGUUUGCGCAAUGCUCAACACAUGGUUUAUAUCUCAUGUCUCUCCACCAAUGCUUCAAAACAAGAUAUAGCUCACCACUAAAUCUAAACAUAAGCCUCUUUUCUUGACAUUAUCACAUGCAAAGGUCAUGACCAGAACUGCUUAAACCCACCCAAGUGUUCAGUGAGAAACAUAAUAAUACACAGAAUGACCUUUAAAGUCAAUGACAUCAUGCCUGAUUAUAUUUAAUCAUUAUUUUUAACUGCUUUGUCAGCUUUUCUGUAUAUAUUUUGCAAAAUGUUAUUAAAUAACUAAUGUUAUUUUUAGUGGGUCUAACAGUAAAGUUAGCCAGUAAAGACAUUUAAUUUUACGCUGCUGCUUGAAUGUGAUACUUGCAGUUUUUUUAUUGUUUGAUAUACAGAUAUUAUAUAAAGUAUAUAAAGUGUAAGGAGACUACAAAAUUGCAAUGUUUAUGAUAAGCUAUACUUUGAACUUAUGUGCGUUCAGGAAAAAAAUUAAUAAAUCAAGAAAAACUAUAUUUUGGCAACUACCCAUAUAUCUUAUUGUAGUUUCUUAAUAUAAGAAUCUCAAAUUUCAAUAGAGUGUUAAGAUCCAAAGCUUUACAUGUGAUUAACUCAAAACUGAUUAUGUCUGCUCUUAUCAUUCAAAUCCGACAAUGCAACACCCUCCCCACCUUACGCUCCUGGAUUUAUCCCUUAUAAGGAACCUCAGACAGAUAUAUAACAACACCAUUGCAAAUAAAUAGUAGGUCCAUCGCAGCAGAUUGCAUCUUCUCUCUGGUCUGGAUCACUAGUGGGCAAAGAUGAACGGCACUGAGGGAAACAACUUCUACAUUCCUAUGUCUAACAGGACAGGGCUAGUGAGGAGUCCUUUUGAGUAUCCACAGUAUUAUCUAGCUGAACCGUGGCAGUUUAAAGUGCUUGCCAUCUACAUGUUUUUCCUCAUCUGUUUUGGUUUACCCAUCAAUGGCCUUACAUUGGUGGUUACAGCUCAACAUAAAAAGCUUCGGCAACCUCUCAACUUCAUUUUGGUCAACCUGGCUGUGGCUGGUACCAUCAUGGUUUGUUUUGGAUUCACGGUCACUUUCUACACGGCAAUUAAUGGCUACUUUGCUCUGGGACCAACUGGCUGUGCGAUUGAGGGCUUCAUGGCCACACUUGGAGGGCAAAUUGCCCUUUGGUCACUUGUGGUGCUGGCCAUUGAGAGAUACAUUGUGGUCUGCAAGCCAAUGGGUAGUUUCAAAUUCUCAACCAACCACGCUUUGGCAGGAAUAGGAUUUACAUGGAUAAUGGCCUUGUCAUGUGCAGCUCCACCUUUGGUUGGGUGGUCCAGAUAUAUUCCUGAAGGAAUGCAGUGUUCAUGUGGACCAGACUACUACACCCUCAAUCCUAAAUACAGCAAUGAAUCAUAUGUCAUCUACAUGUUUGUCUGCCAUUUUAUAUUUCCAGUAACCGUAAUAUUCUUCACCUAUGGACGGCUCGUUUGCACAGUCAAGGCGGCUGCAGCACAGCAGCAGGACUCAGCAUCUACCCAGAAGGCUGAGAGGGAAGUGACAAGAAUGGUCAUCCUGAUGGUUUUGGGUUUCCUAGUGGCUUGGACACCCUAUGCCAGUGUUGCUGCCUGGAUCUUCUUGAAUAGGGGAGCUGCCUUCAGCGCCCAAUUCAUGGCUAUUCCUGCUUUCUUCUCAAAGACCUCAUCCAUAUUUAAUCCUAUCAUUUAUGUGCUGCUAAACAAACAGUUCCGGAGCUGCAUGCUGACCACUCUUUUCUGCGGAAAGAAUCCUCUUGGUGAUGAGUCCUCAACUGUGUCCACCAGCAAGACGGAGGUGUCCUCUGUAUCUCCAGCAUAG
Molecule: messenger RNA, 5379 nt
Organism: Labeo rohita (rohu)
Lineage: Eukaryota; Metazoa; Chordata; Actinopteri; Cypriniformes; Cyprinidae
Product: green-sensitive opsin-3
Exons: 5
Coding region: 4333-5379 (348 amino acids)
Biological process (GO): phototransduction; visual perception; G protein-coupled receptor signaling pathway
Cellular component (GO): membrane; photoreceptor outer segment
Molecular function (GO): G protein-coupled receptor activity
Source: RefSeq, a predicted model, not a curated record